This is a messenger RNA of Caretta caretta (loggerhead turtle), 1795 nucleotides long. The record is from RefSeq and is a predicted model, not a curated record. Lineage: Eukaryota; Metazoa; Chordata; Testudines; Cheloniidae.
GAGCAGGGGGUUGGACUAGAUGACCUCCUUAGUCCCUUCCAACCCUGAUAUUCUAUGAUUCUAUGAUACCUCACACAACAUACUUUCUACAAAACAUAUCCUAAUUACAUGACAGUGGUGAAUAUUGGGGUGCCAGGGUGUCACAUGGAGCAUUGCUAGUUUGUGGGUGUGCCCUACCUGCAGGACGGGACUGUCACUCACGGAUCAGACUCAGCAGCCAUCAAAGACUCAUUGGCGCAUGUAAAGAGCAAUGAUGCCAUUGGAUAUUCCUACUUCUCAGAAAGGUUUUGAAUUACAUCACUCUUUCUUUUCCAGGUGUUAGAAGAAACAUGUCUGCGGGGACAAAAGAAAAAAAAUGGUGGCACAGGUUUAUUUUGCUAGAAUCCAGUGGUCAAAAUAAACUGGAGCAGGGGUAUACAGUUACCUGUGCAGACGCCAUACCAUGGCAAGCAUGGAGCCCGCUCAGCUCACUUUGGCAAUUAGGAGCACAUUAACCACCACACGCAUUAUCCAGCAGUAUAUGCAGCACCAGAACAUGGCAACGCGAUACCGGGCGAGGAGGCGACGUCAGCGCGGUCCCGUGAGUGAUCAGGACAUGGACACAGAUUUCUCUGAAAGCAUGGGCCCUGACAAUGCAUGCAUCAUGGUGCUAAUGGGGCAGGUUCAUGCUGUGGAAUGCCGAUUCUGGGCUCGGGAAACAAGCACAGACUGGUGGGACCCCAUAGUGUUGCAGGUCUGGGACGAUUCCCAGUGGCUGCGAAACUUUUUGCAUGCGUAGGGGCACUUUCAUGGAACUUUGUGACUUGCUUUCCCCUGCCCUGAAGCGCAUGAAUACCAAGAUGAGAGCAGCCCUCACAGUUGAGAAGUGAGUGGCGAUAGCCCUGUGGAAGCUUGCAACGCCAGACAGCUACCGGUCAGUUGGGAAUCAAUUUGGAGUGGGCAAAUCUACUGUGGGGGCUGCUGUGAUGCAAGUAGCCCACACAAUCAAAGAUCUGCUGAUAUCAAGGGUAGUGACCCUGGGAAAUGUGCAGGUCAUAGUGGAUGGCUUUGCUGCAAUGGGAUUCCCUAACUGUGGUGGGGCUAUAGACGGAACCCAUAUCCCUAUCUUGGCACCGGAGCACCAAGCCGCCGAGUACAUAAACCGCAAGGGGUACUUUUCGAUAGUGCUGCAAGCUCUGGUGGAUCACAAGGGACGUUUCACCAACAUCAACGUGGGAUGGCCGGGAAAGGUCCAUGAUGCUCGCAUCUUCAGGAACUCUGGUCUGUUUCAAAAGCUGCAGGAAGGGACUUUAUUCCCAGACCAGAAAAUAACUGUUGGGGAUGUUGAAAUGCCUAUAUGUAUCCUUGGGGACCCAGCCUACCCCUUAAUGCCAUGGCUCAUGAAGCCGUACAUAGGCAGCCUGGACAGUAGUCAGGAGCUGUUCAACUACAGGCUGAGCAAGUGCAGAAUGGUGGUAGAAUGUGCAUUUGGACGUUUAAAGGCGCGCUGGCGCAGUUUACUGACUCGCUUAGACCUCAGCGAAACCAAUAUUCCCACUGUUAUUACUGCUUGCUGUGUGCUCCACAAUAUCUGUGAGAGUAAGGGGGAGACGUUUAUGGCGGGGUGGGAGGUUGAGGCAAAUCGCCUGGCUGCUGGUUACACGCAGCCAGACACCAGGGCGGUUAGAAGAGCACAGGAGGGCGCGGUACGCAUCAGAGAAGCUUUGAAAACCAGUUUCAUGACUGGCCAGGCUAUGGUGUGAAAGUUCUGUUUGUUUCUCCUUGAUGAACCCCCCCCCGCCCCUUGGUUCACUCU